Messenger RNA from Oreochromis aureus, 2277 nucleotides. Its product is annotated as NLR family CARD domain-containing protein 3-like. The annotation marks the transcript as partial. Gene Ontology annotation, molecular function: protein binding. The record is from RefSeq and is a predicted model, not a curated record. The transcript is spliced from 7 exons. Lineage: Eukaryota; Metazoa; Chordata; Actinopteri; Cichliformes; Cichlidae.
UUUAAAGCCUCACCUGGAAGAGAUGAACCAAUCAGAACAGUGCUGACAAAGGGAGUGGCUGGCAUUGGGAAAACAGUCUUAACACAGAAAUACACCCUGGACUGGGCUGAAGACAAAGCCAACCAGGACAUCCAGUUCAUAUUUCCAUUCACCUUCAGAGAGCUGAAUGUGCUAAAAGAUGAGAAGUUCAGCUUGGUGGAACUUGUUCAUCACUUCUUUACUGAAACCAAAGAAGCAGGAAUCUGCAGCUUUGAAGACUUCCAGGUUGUGUUCAUCUUUGAUGGUCUGGAUGAGUGUCGACUUCCUCUGGACUUCCACAAAACUGCAAUCCUAACUGACCCUAGAAAGUCCGCCUCAGUGGAUGUGCUGCUGAUAAACCUCAUAAGAGGGAACCUGCUUCCCUCUGCUCGCCUCUGGAUAACCACACGACCUGCAGCAGCCAAUCAGAUCCCUCCUGACUGUGUUGGCAUGGUGACAGAGGUCAGAGGGUUCACUGACCCACAGAAGGAGGAGUACUUCAGGAAGAGAUUCAAAGAUGAGGAGCAGGCCAGCAGGAUCAUCUCCCACAUCAAGACAUCACGAAGCCUCCACAUCAUGUGCCACAUCCCUGUCUUCUGCUGGAUCACUGCUACAGUUCUGGAGGAUGGGCUGAAAGGAAGAGAGGGAGGACAGCUGCCCAAGACCCUGACUGAGAUGUACAUCCACUUCCUGGUGGUUCAGGCCAAAGUGAAGAAGGUCAAGUAUGAUGGAGGAGCUGAGACAGAUCCACACUGGAGUCCAGAGAGCAGGAAGAUGAUUGAGUCUUUGGGAAAACUGGCUUUUGAUCAACUGCAGAAAGGAAACCUGAUCUUCUAUGAAUCAGACCUGACAGAGUGUGGCAUCGAUAUCAGAGCAGCCUCAGUGUACUCAGGAGUGUUCACACAGAUCUUUAAAGAGGAGAGAGGACUGUACCAGGACAAGGUGUUCUGCUUCAUCCAUCUAAGUCUUCAGGAGUUUCUGGCUGCUCUUCAUGUCCAUCUGACCUUCAUCAACUCUGGAAUCAAUCUGCUGGAAGAACAACAAAGAAAAAAACACAAAUCUUUCCUGAAGACUGCUGUGAGAAAGGCCUUGAAGAGUCCAAAUGGACACUUGGACUUGUUCCUGCGCUUCCUCCUGGGUCUUUCACUGCAGAAUAAUCAGACUCUCCUACGAGGCCUGUUGACACAGACAGGAAGUAGCACACAGAGCAAUGAGGAAACAGUUGAGUACAUCAAGAAAAAGCUCAGUAAGAAUCUGUCUGCAGAGCAAAGCAUCAAUCUGCUCCACUGUCUCAAUGAACUGAAUGAUCGUUCUCUAGUGGAGGAGAUCCAACAGUCCCUCAGAUCAGGAAGUCUCUCCACAGGUAAACUCUCUCCUGCUCAGUGCUCAGCUCUGACCUUCAUCUUACUGUCAUCAAAGGAGGCUCUGGAUGUGUUUGACCUCAAGGAAUACUCUGCUUCAGAAGAGGCUCUUCUGAGGCUGUUGCCUGUGGUCAAGACCUCCAAAAAAGCUCUGCUGAGCAGCUGUAACCUCUCAAAGAGCGGCUGUGAAGAUUUGUUGUCAGUUUUCAGCUCGCAGUCCUGUGAUCUGAGGGAGCUGGAGCUGAGUACCAACAGCCUGAGUGAUUCAGCAGUGAAUCUUCUGUUUGCUGCAAUGGAGAGUCCACAUGCCAAACUGAAUAUUUUAAGACUCAGCACCUGUGAACUCUCAGAGGAACAUUGUGAAGCUCUGGUUUCAGUUUUCAGCUAUCGGUCCUCUAGCUUAAGAGAGCUGGACCUGAGUAUCAAAAACCUGCAGGAUUCAAGUGUGAAGCUUUUGGCAGCUGGACUACAAAGUUUAAACUCUAAACUGUAUACUCUGAGACUUAGUAACUGUAACCUCUUGGAGAGAAGCUGUAAAUCGCUGUCCUUAGUUCUCAGCUCUCAGUCCUCCAGUCUGAGAGAGCUGGAACUGAAUAAUUCCGACUUGCAAGAUUCAGGAGUGAAGCUUCUAACUGCUGGAUUAAAUAGUGCACUGUGUACACUGAAGACUCUCAGGCUGUCAGGCUGUUUGAUCACAGAUGAUGGCUGUACUUCUUUGGCCUCAGCUCUGAACUCCAAUCCCUGCCAUCUGAGAGAACUGGACCUGAGCUACAAUCAUCCAGGAGACUCAGGCAUAAAGCUGCUGUUAGCUGGACUGAAGGAUCCAAGCUGGAGACUGGAUACUCUCAGGGUGGAGCCUGCUGGAGUCCAAUGGUUGAGACAGUCUGUGAAACUCUGA